AACUGACAUUUGGUUUUAGGUUAAGGUUGUCUAAACGUAAAUAAAGUAUAAAUAUAUAAGUAAUUUAGAUUAAAUCAAAAAUGGGAGAAUUGAAAAUUGAAGAAUUAGAUUUGUAUGAAAUAUUGAAUGUUGAUGUUAAUAGUCCAACAUCAGAGAUAAAAAAAGCUUACAGAAAGCAAGCCCUCCAGUGCCAUCCAGAUAAAAACCCAGAUGAUCCAAAUGCUGUCAAAAAAUUCCAUGAAUUAUCCAAAAUAUUAGAAAUACUAACAGAUGCAUCAGCUAGAGCGGCAUAUGAUAGAGUUUUGAAGGCAAGAAAAGAAGCUGCAUUGAGACACAAGGAAUUAGACAGCAAAAGAAGAAAAUUGAAAGAAGAUUUAGAAUAUAGAGAGAAGCUUACCUCUGUUAAUAGGAAAACAGCAGAUGAACUUUUGAAGGAAGAAAUUGAGAGGUUAAGAAAAGAAGGAUCGAGGCAAGUACAAGAAGAAAUUGAAAUAGUAAAGCAACAACUAAAAAAAGAACAAAACUUAAAUGCAGAAUAUUGGGAUGGUUCAAAACAUAGGAUCAAACUUAAAUGGACUGCUAGUAAAAAUGACAAGACAAAUGGAGGGUACACACAAGAGAUGUUGAAUAAGUUUUUAUCUAAAUAUGGAGAUAUCCAGGUAUUGGUUAUGUCCCCAAAAAAAGCUGGUAGUGCCUUGGUCGAGUUUAAAGAUAGAAAUGCAGCAGAAAUGGCAGUAAACCUAGAAGUGGGUUUGCCCCAGAAUCCUUUGAAGUUGGAAUGGUUAAACGGACCUCCUCAUAAAACCCCAGCCAAAAGUUCGUUAGCAAAAGAUUCUGAUUUUGAAAGUUACACUUUAACUAAAUUAAGACAAGCAGAAGAAAGAAAAAGACUUAUUGAACAAAUGAUGGCAGAAGAUAAAGAAACUUGAUUUAUUAGGAUAAAACCAUUGUUGUUAAACUAAGAUAAGUUUUAUUUAAAUAAAGAAUACACAAUUUUGACUA
Molecule: messenger RNA, 1002 nt
Organism: Diorhabda carinulata
Lineage: Eukaryota; Metazoa; Arthropoda; Insecta; Coleoptera; Chrysomelidae
Product: dnaJ homolog subfamily C member 17
Exons: 5
Coding region: 81-929 (282 amino acids)
Biological process (GO): spliceosomal complex disassembly
Cellular component (GO): spliceosomal complex
Molecular function (GO): RNA binding
Source: RefSeq, a predicted model, not a curated record